Molecule: messenger RNA, 1535 nt
Organism: Clunio marinus
Lineage: Eukaryota; Metazoa; Arthropoda; Insecta; Diptera; Chironomidae
Source: the annotation of a GenBank genome assembly
GUUCACUUUUCAAAGAUUGAUGUUGUGAUCUACGAUGUCGUCGAGUGAAGAUAAUUUAAGUAAUUCAGAAAAUGAAAACGAUGAAGUUGAAGACGUAGAAACUGAUGUCAAAGAGAAGGAGAAACAUGAAUUGAAGGGUAUAUUGGAUGAUGUAGAAGAAACAGCUGUGACCUGGAAAGAUUUGGGACUUAUUGAUGUCUUAUGUGAAGCAUGUGAAGAUUUGAAAUGGAAAGCACCGUCAAAAAUUCAACGUGAAUCCAUUCCUUUUGCUUUGAAAGGAAAUGAUAUCAUUGGUUUGGCGGAGACUGGUUCUGGUAAAACUGGAGCAUUUGCACUUCCUAUCAUACAAACUUUACUUGAUAAUCCACAGAGAUUUUAUGCUCUCAUAUUGACUCCUACCAGAGAGUUAGCAUUUCAGAUUUCUGAACAAUUUGAAGCACUUGGAUCAUCUGUGGGAAUAAAAUGUGCUGUAGUAGUUGGAGGAAUGGAUAUGGUAUCUCAAGCAUUACAACUUGCAAAAAAGCCUCAUAUAAUAAUCGCUACUCCUGGAAGAUUAGUAGAUCAUCUUACGCACACAAAAGGGUUUAAUCUGAAAUCAGUAAAGUAUCUUGUGAUGGAUGAAGCUGAUCGGAUUCUUAACAUGGAUUUCGAAGUUGAAUUGGAUAAGAUUCUUAAAGUAAUUCCGAGAGAACGACGAACCUUUUUGUUCAGUGCCACAAUGACAAAAAAAGUUAAAAAACUGGAAAGAGCUUCAUUGAAGAAUCCUGUAAAAGUCGAAGUCUCAAACAAAUAUCAAACUGUCGACAAGCUUCAACAAUAUUACGUUUUUAUUCCAACAAAAUACAAAGAUCUUUAUCUGGUCCAUAUUCUAAAUGAACUCGCUGGCAACAGUUUUAUUAUAUUCUGCUCUACGUGUCAUUCAACAGUUCGUGUUGCAUUAAUGCUUCGAGCUUUAGGACUUGCAGCAGUUCCAUUGCACGGCCAAAUGUCACAAAACAAACGAUUAGCAGCUUUAAACAAAUUUAAAGCGAAAGCAAGAUCAUUCCUCAUAUCAACUGAUGUUGCAUCAAGAGGUUUGGACAUUCCCCAUGUAGAUGUUGUUCUCAACUAUGAUAUUCCUACACACAGCAAAGAUUACAUUCAUAGAGUAGGUAGAACAGCAAGAGCAGGAAGAUCUGGUAAAGCAAUAACAUUGGUGACACAGUAUGAUGUUGAACUAUAUCAGAGGAUAGAACAUUUACUAGGAAAACAGCUUCCAUUAUUUAAAACAGAAGAAGACGAAGUAAUGGCUUUGCAGGAACGUGUUGGGGAAGCACAGAGAACAGCUCGAUUAGAAUUGAAAGAUAUUGAAGACAAGCGGGGUUCGAAAACCAGAAUAAGAAAUAUGGACGAUGAUGAUGAUACUGAACAAUUCAGCGGAGCAAGAAAAAGAAUUAAUGGAAGUAAAAAUGGCGGUGGUGGAAAGAGACAAAAGUUUAAAUCUUAAUUUUAAAUAUUUCUAUAUUUAUCGUCAUUAAAAAAUUUUCUUCAAAACA